Messenger RNA from Struthio camelus australis, 12268 nucleotides. The record is from RefSeq and is a predicted model, not a curated record. Lineage: Eukaryota; Metazoa; Chordata; Aves; Struthioniformes; Struthionidae.
UUUUAGGCUGAAGUCUCUUGCCGUUGUAUCUUAAUUGCCCAAAUUUGUGUUGGCAGAUGUGACUCCAGUUGUUAUGCUUUCCCUACGUACAGGGAGAGAAGGUAUCCAGUAAUCUGGAUCUAACUCACUGAGAACUGUCAAGAUGAACACCAUGACCUUGAAGUGGAUCUGGUAUUUAACAAGGAACUGGACUGCUACGUGAGGCCCUGGAGUGACAGUGUCAAACAUCAGUGUUGCUGAUUCAAUUGGCUGCUGAGCUCGGGAUCCCUGUUGUUUCCUGGGUAUGUAGUGCUAUUCCUCCACUUGUUUGAACUGGUCUUCUAUGUACCUUGUACGCUGGAGUGCCAAAGAAUGCAAUCCUUCUAUCAAGUUCCUGAGAAAAGUUGGCUUCAGGCAGAGUUACUCCACUGCUUUGAAACAGAAGCGGCUGCAUCCUGUGAUCUCGUGGAAGGCUGAGGGCUUCCUGCUAUCAAGAGAGACGUGGAGUGCAGCUUGACAGAAGCUGAAAUGGAUCUGAGUUUUUGCUGCUGACUUGAAGCAUGGUUGCGUCCGCCAAGUCUAUGCAUGGAGUGAGCUCAGGUGUUUGCAAGAUAAAUGGCUCAUUUAAACUGGGAGCUACUAAAAUACUCUCUGGCUGGCAAAUGCAGUGCCUAGCAGCGGUCAUCAAGGACGAACCAAACAUGAGUGGAGGAGGGGAACAGGUCGACAUCCUGCCGGCCAAUUAUGUAGUCAAAGAUCGUUGGAAAGUGUUGAAGAAGAUUGGUGGCGGUGGCUUUGGGGAGAUUUAUGAGGCAAUGGAUCUGCUGACCCGUGAGAAUGUGGCCUUGAAGGUGGAAUCAGCCCAGCAGCCCAAGCAAGUUCUCAAGAUGGAAGUGGCUGUCCUGAAAAAGCUGCAAGGAAAGGAUCAUGUUUGCAGAUUUAUUGGCUGUGGAAGGAAUGAAAAAUUUAAUUAUGUGGUCAUGCAGCUUCAGGGCCGAAAUCUUGCAGAUCUCAGAAGAAGUCAGCCUCGAGGGACUUUCACGCUGAGCACAACACUGCGAUUAGGCAAACAGAUUCUGGAAUCAAUAGAAGCCAUUCACUCUGUGGGAUUCCUCCAUCGUGACAUCAAGCCUUCCAAUUUUGCCAUGGGCCGCUUACCUUCAACGUACAGGAAAUGCUACAUGUUAGACUUUGGUCUAGCCCGUCAAUACACCAACACCACUGGUGAAGUCCGACCACCUCGCAAUGUUGCUGGUUUUCGGGGAACAGUCCGCUACGCUUCGGUGAAUGCACACAAAAACCGAGAGAUGGGUAGACAUGAUGAUCUGUGGUCCCUCUUUUACAUGUUGGUGGAAUUUGCAGUUGGUCAGCUUCCAUGGCGAAAGAUCAAAGAUAAGGAGCAAGUUGGCAUGAUAAAAGAGAAAUAUGAACACCGGAUGCUGCUAAAACACAUGCCUUCAGAGUUUCACCUUUUUCUGGAUCAUAUUGCAAGCCUAGACUACUUCACCAAGCCAGACUAUCAGCUAAUCAUGUCCGUGUUUGAGAACAGCAUGAAAGAAAGAGGCAUUACUGAAAAUGAAGCCUUUGAUUGGGAGAAGGCUGGUACAGAUAUCUUGCUGUCCACUAGCACCUCUACUCCACCACAGCAAAACACUAGGCAAACAGCAGCCAUGUUUGGGGUGGUUAAUGUCACCCCGGUACCUGGGGACUUGCUUCGUGAGAACACUGAGGAUGUCCUGCAGGGUGAACAUCUGAGUGAUCAAGAGAAUGCUCCUCCCAUCCUGUCGGGCCGGCCAGCAGAAGGUCUUGGCCAGGUUCCAAACACUGCUUUCAAUGAGGCUGAAGUUUGGGAAGAGACAGAUGUGAAUCGCAACAAACUCAGGAUCAGCAUCAGCAAAACUCAGUGCAUGGUAGAAGAGGAGCAGAGAAAUGGUGUCUGCCCCAGCUCCCCUGUCCGAGUGCCUCCAGAGUCCCCUACUGCACAAGUGCGCUCCCUAAGAUACCGCCGUGUGAACAGCCCUGAGUCAGAACGCCUCUCCACUGCUGAUGGCAAAGCAGAUCUACAAGAAAGAAGAUCUCGAAUGGAUUUACCUGGCUCUCCAUCACGGCUUGUAUGUUCCUCCCAGCCAGCCCAGAUGCUGUCCAUUGAUACUGGCCAAGCGGACCGGCAGGCAAGUGGUAGGAUGGAUGUUUCUGCUUCAGUGGAACAUGAAGCCCUCAGCAAUGCUUUCCGCUCGGUACCGCUGGCAGAGGAAGAGGACUUUGAUAGCAAGGAGUGGGUUAUCAUCGAUAAGGAGACAGAGCUGAAGGACUUUCACCCAGGUGCUGAGCCAAGCACCUCUGGGACCACAGAUGAGGAACCUGAGGAACUAAGACCUAUUGAAGAGGGUGAGGAGAGAAGGCGCUUGGGGGCAGAUGUUGCAGUCAGGCCGAAGAUACAUGAUGGGCGAAGUCGAGGUAUGCAGCCUGUGACUGAGGAGGAUAGUUCCCACAGACAUGAAGGACCUUCUCAAACAGUAUCUGACAGUAAACAUGAACAGCAGACAGGAAGUCCAGCCCACUCCCCCCUGCACUCAGCACCAGCUAUCCGACAAAGGAGACGAGAGUCUGAACCUACUGGUCCUCAGAGACAGUCAUAUACACUGAAGUCAUUUGAAAUGAAUGGUCUGCCCAAGGCAGUGCCUUUAAGUUUGCCUUAUCAAGACUUCAAAAAAGAUGUGUCAGACUACUGGGAAAAGCCUAAGGUACCCCAGCGGAUAAAGAAAGUUGACUUCUCAAAUGUUGUCUUGACUGCUCCUUGCAAACCCCUUGAACCUCAACUUGAAAUGAAUGGGAAAGACGAGGAAGAAGAAGAGGAGGAAGAAGAAGAAGAGGAAGAAGAGGAGGAGGAGGAGGCAGGGGACGAGAUUGAUAUGCACAGCGGCUCCAGCAGUGACAUGAGUCAAAAAAGCACAGAGCGCAGCCAGGAAUGCGCGCCAUCCACGCUCCUGGCCGAUGACCAGAAGGGAUCCAAGGGUCGAGCUUCCACUGCUGAUGGGGAUCUGGAACUGGAGGAGGGCUCAAAAACACUAGUGCUGUUUUCACCAGGUGAUCUGAAAAAGUCUCCGGUGACCACAGACGUGGCUCCAGAGGUUGAUCUGGGGACUCUUGCUGCCCUCACACCUCAGAGCGAGCGGCCACAGCCUAUGGGUAGCCAGUUAGAUGUAUCCGAGCCAGGGACCUUGUCCUCUGUCCUUAAAUCUGAACCAAAGCCUCCUAUGGCAGUGGCUACAACUUCCUCCCCUUUCACCAAAGUUGAGCGCACAUUUGUUCAUAUUGCUGAAAAGACCCACUUAAAUGUCAUGUCUUCCAGUGGGCAGCUGAUGAGGCAUGAGGAAUACUGCCCUCCUGGUCCGUUUGAAGAGAUCAUCAUUGAAGAAGAGAUGGAGGAAAACCUGGUGCUGGUGGAGAAUGGAAGCAUGCAUUCAGGGCUAGAAGGGGCAGAGACAGAAAGCUGUGCACUCUCAGCUAAUCACAUUGGAAUCACCUCAGAGACAGUAGGGGAACAGGUAGCCCUUCCCAGUGGCGUUGCAAAGCCUCCUGAGGACAAGUUGGAGCUCUCUGACAAAGCAGCGCUCUCAGUAGAUUUGGAAGAGCCUGGCAAGAUGGUUGCAAGAGAGCCUGACCUUGAGAAGACAAUACCCAUAACAGAACACCUUAAACAAGCAGAAACCCUCCUUGACACACCACAGCAGCGCCCCAGGAGACCUCUGGGAUCCAGGUACAGGAGUCGGAUACCCAUUUUGUUCUCUGAGGAGGACACUGGCUCAGACCUUUCAACUUCACUCUCAGCCAAAGAGAGGCUUUAUAAGAGGGCAAAGCAACCUGAUUUGGCUCGCCUAGUGAUGGAGAAGAGGCAAAACCGUCUCCUUAGGCUGGCCUCAGGGGCCUCCUCCUCAGCAUCCUCCAGUGAUGAGAGGCGGCGGGCUUCAGAAACCCUUUCAGCCACUGGUUCUGAGGAGGAUACCCAUGACUCUGAUGACUCCAUCCCAAGAAAGGCAGGGAAGGAGAAGGCUGCCCUCCUGAGAAAAGAAGAGAAACACAUAAGCACAAAGAGCAGAAUCCCUCGGCCCAUCGCACCGGUGAAAACACCGCUAGAGACAAUGAGGUCUGAGAGCUCCAUGGCUGUUGCCAUGCCAGUGCUCUGUAGCUCCCUGCAAGAUGCAGCUGCUGCCUACAGUGACUCCCGAACAACACAGAUACAAAGCCGGCUUCCUCCUUCACCGAGUUCCACUGCUCUUCCUCCACGAAGCAGCUCACGGAGGUCUAGUUGUGCACCCCCUCGAAGUCCUGUCCUUCCUCCAAGAAACCCCAGUGCUUCCCCUAGAAGCCAGUUACUGUCUAGGAGGGAAAGCCCUUCUCCCUGUCGACAACGUAAGCCAGGGACUGCAAUUCAGCGAGUUCCACCUUCCCCCCGACCUCAGCCCCAAACUCAGGCCCUGGGGCCGACAGGAGACUCCCUGCCCUCACCCGGUGUGGCCAAAAAAGGACAAAGAGGGAAAACCCAGACUCAGAGUCCAGCAACCAAAGGAAAGCAGGUGUCCCUGGCAAGUAAGGCAGCUGCCAGAUAAUGAUCUUCUUCUGCCAGCCCAAUAGACUGGGUAACUUCUGCAUAUAGUAUACACUUGAGAUGCUGCAGCACAGCCUUCCAUGCGGGAACCACAAGUGCAUAGCAGUAGCUGUACUUCAAUGCUUCACUCACUCUCACCCCACACUGUCGCGAUCAGCUCCCACGGGCCUGAGAGCCUCUGAGCCACGGAGCCUUCUUCAAGGGAAACAUCCUGUCCCUGGCUGACGCUUGCUAAUGCACAGCACCAAGCAGUGACUCAGGCAGCCUGCCCAGUGCCUGACUCUCCUCCCUCCCUUGGCAUUCCCCUCUCUCUGUUAGCAAUACCAGUUGCCAAUACCGCGCGCUGACCCUGGCUUUGGAAAUGGGAGCAGAGAUGAUGAGAGUGAGGCCUGCUGGGAGGAAGUCUCCUGUCCUUCAGGCAGCUUCCUCUUCCCUCUUUGCUGGUAAAACGCCAACUAUGGCUGCCAUGUUUUACCUGAGUGUUGGCUCACCUCCUGCCAUCUGCGUGAGCAAGGGAUCAUCACUAGCUUAGCCAAGAGGAGUAUACGUGACCUGAGAGGAGAGGAGCAGGGGAGGGAUGGAGGGCGACUCUGCUCGCCCUUCCUGAGGUGUCCCUGCCAGCAGGUCCAGGGAGACAGACAGGCCUUGCUGGAUGUUCUCAACUCCUACCUGCUCCAGUAUGUCCCACAGAGGAGGGAGCUGGCAUUGCUGCUCGGUGACACUGCUGCAGUUUCAGCAGAUGCGUGGUAUUUAGAUGGAAGUAGGGGCUGUGCUGACAGCUUGCUGGAAAAUCAAGAGCGCCGGCUUACUGAUGGGGACAGGAGCGCUCUGCAGCUGCUUCUGUCUCAAAUAGUGAAGUGUGACCUGUAGAGCCUUCAUCUUCCAACAGGGGGUGGGCCCUCUAGACUUGAGUGUGUUUGGUGCCGUGGUUCUGCAGUCCACCAGACGCAGCUCCAGCCUGAAGAUGUGAAUAGUCACUGGAUGCCUUUAGCUCAGGUGCCCCUUGCACCUCAAUUCCUUGUUUUAUUGUCACGCUCUCGGUGUUUGUGAAUUUUGGCACUGUGGCUGAAAGUUCCCCUACACAGCAGGGGGGGAAGUAAUUAUUCUGUAGUAUGCUCAAAAGCUGCUGCUUUGCCAAGAGAAGUUUGCUGGCUCUCCAUGAGUAUCCUGUUCAUCUCUGACCUAGCAUACAGCUGGCUGAGUUGGGGAGGUCGAGUUUAUUAUGUCUUUCUCUUUUUGAGUGCUCAACUCUUCCACCCCCUGCUUGAGCACUAACGAUGUGACCAUAAGAGAAAGGGCUGUGCUCUUCAAAUGACGUUAUCAGAGCAGACGCUCAGGCCUCACUUAGAACUAAACACCAACUCUUUAGCUGCCAGACUAAUAAGAAAGGCUUGAAAAUGUGAAGCAGGAGGACUGACACAGAGAUACUUGUCUGACUCUGAUGAGCUCUUGAAGUAGUCACAAAAUUUCCCCUGUAUCUCACAAGGGAAAGCACUCCAGACCCAAAUACUCUGGGCUUCACAGCAGUGUUGUGCCUAAAAAAGGCUUUGUAGGAGGCAGAAUAAAAAUACGGCUUCUCUGUCCACCCACCCCUGCAGCUGCAACUAGCAGCUUCCAUAAAUAAUUGCAGAUGAUGGAGGAAAAUGAUGAUGGAGGAAUCUAGAGAGUAAUAUACUUGAUUCAUAUGAACAUAUAUAUAUAGACAGCCACAGUCAUGGCCAUGGAGUCUGAGGAAUCCUGAAGCAGUUCGCAUCUAAAGGAACUGUUCUGGAGAGGAGUAUGAGAGCUGUGGUGGUGUGGCUAGGAGAACAGUGUAUUCCUUGGACAUCUGCACAGGGAAAUAUCUAGAAACAGAUGAUGGGAAUUACCUCUCUCUAUACGACAGUAUCAGUGUUGUCAAUGCUAAUAGUUUGUUUCAUGUAGGUCAAAGUGUUUUGCAUAGAAGUUAUUUCCCUUGGUAGAGCAAGAAGCACAGCUUCUAGUCUAAAAACACAUCCCAGCCCUCGUCAUGGCAUAGAAGCACUGGGAACUCUGAGCUCGGGUUGCCGUUUGAUGGAUUGAGCUGACGUUUCCAUCAAAAGAGGCAGUCCCUCCAAGCUCCAUCUGCUUUGCUGCACUGUCCCACCUCCCUUGCAUUGUGCCAGCUAUUUGGUGAAGAGGUUGGAAACACUGAUUCAGUGUGAAAACAAACGCUUUGUUUUGCAGGGUCAGUUUGUCAGGCUGGUUCAGCACAGUCUGGUUCAGUUCGUCAGUGUGGAUCACACAAACGCUUGCGCCAGAAGUGGGGGAAGAAGAGGACAGAUGGUGUGUCCACUUCUUCUGGGGACACCGUGACUCCAUGUGAGUUCAAAGCGUUGGUCAAAGUACACCCUAAAUAUGCCCUGCAUGUGUAGAAAUUAGAAACCAAACACAGAUUCUUCCCACAAAUAAGAACAGUAAUAACAGCCCUAUUAAUUUGUUCAUUUUAGAAUGCUCAGUUGGUAAGACAUGGUCAGUGAAGCUUUUACCAGGCCUUCCAUCCAGGUCUUGUAUGCACAAGCCAAAAAAAAGAUAUUGAAAUAGCUUGAGAAGAGAGCUACAAGACUGUUUACACAAUUGGCAAACCUGCCUCAUCAUGGGAGGCUAAUGAAGCACAAUCAAGGUAUUUCUUCAAGGGAAGGUUUAGAAGAGAGUUGUCUGUGCUCCAGAAGAACCAGUAUGGGGAAGGAAGCGCCCAGAACACGGUUCUUCAAUCUAGCAGAUGAAGCAGGGAAGACUGAGUAGCUGAGAACAACAGAUGGAGAGGUUCAGGUUAAGGAACUGGGUAGAUUUUUUUAGCUAUGCAGCAAAUAAGAAAGAGCCCUCACAUUUCUUGUGAGAGGUUUCCCUGGAUAUUUGGUUUUCUGAGAAACCUGGUGUCUGCUUCUAAGACAUCUUCCUGCCGUAACCCAACCAGAUAGUAGGCAGGGUGCUGGUGACACCAAGGUACCUUCUCUCUGGUGUGAUGUGGUAGAUCCGAGUGUCUAAGAUUCAUGAGCCUGCAAGACACAUGCCAAAGUUGUCACAUGGUGGAAAGCCACCGCUCAGGUCCCACAGAGUUCAGAAAGCCAGUGAAAGAUUUCCAGGGCAGAAAAUACCAGCCUUUCCCCAGGUGCCCUGUUGUUUGAUAGGGCUGGGCUGAGGCUGCAGCUGGUUCCACCGCGAUCUGGGAGAGCUGCCAUCAGCCAUCCUUCCAUGUGGUCAUGCUGCCAGCUGCCCUGCGCCAGCACAGCCCUGUUUGCCAGCUGCAUGAGACUGCCCUGACAUGGAGGGGAGCAGGACAGUGUUUCAAUGACAUGGUACUUCCCCUGGUCAUUUUGGAUGAGAGGGCUGCACCGUCAGCUCUGAGGGCAGUAAAAGUUGUCUCACUGCAGCAAUGCCUUCCCCCCAGAUACCCUCAGCAGGAGCUGCUGGAUGCUGUCACUGAAAGGUUUCAAAGGUUUCAAAUUCCUGCAAGGCCUGCCUGUCCCUGCGUGUCCCACAGAUUUGGAGCUCUGGACCUGUUCCCGGUGGCAGGUGAUGCUGUGAUCCUGGCUGAACAUCACAGAUGAAGUGUUUCACAUUGCCUCUUUCAUUCCUUCACCAAAAUUAUUUUUACAGGAUCCCCAGCGCUGGGCUUUUCCAGUCAAGUGGGUAAAAAGAAUUUGCUACCCACAGGAGCAUGCUGUCUAACAAGAGAAGAUCCACAUAGUCAUGUUUUACUAGCAAAGCCAGUCACACUGUGUUGCAUGACCUAGUAUGUUCUCAAGCCCUCUGUUAGCAGCCGGAGUACUGCAGGAGGGCCAGUGGUGGCUUGCUCCAUGGCACAAGCGUCAGGAGGGAGAUUUGGUGAAGGCUCUGCGAUGCAGAUGCUGCUCUGGAUCUCUUCCCUCGCUCUGAUUUUCAAGGUUCUGUCCUUUGGUUGCUCAAGAGUGAGCGUAGUCCCAGGGGACACUCAUCGCGGGGGUGCUCAGUGCACACUAGUUGCAGAAGCUCCUUGUCCUCUUGUGUGGCUAUCUGUAGGGGUUUCUGGCAUGCAGCUAGAGCUGGCAGUGACAUUUCCUGCUAAUGUCACUAUAAAAACUGCCCUGCAAGAGGGUCAGCAGCUCACCCGUGUCCUGUCUUCUGCCCCAUCCCACAAGGAGCCUGGGAGGGCACCUGUCAUAUCUGGGGCAAACAUGGGAGACUGUGUUUAGCGGCAGGUCUGCCUUAUUAGGGAGAAGUUAGGUCCUUGAGGGGUAGGGCAGAAGAGCCAGUCUUUCUCUGGCAUGGCAGGACGUGAGGGGGGUGUCACAUCCCAGAAAGGCAAGAGAAGCAAGCCCAUGGUGCAUGGCUCUUUCAAGCCCUGAGGACACACAGGGGUGCUCAGACACUGCUUUUGGAGAGGGGCAUUGUUCUUGCAGUGAAGGUGGAGAAGAUGGUUAGGAAGAAUAAAGAAAAGUGUUGGGGUGGGGGUGGGGGUAGGAGAUGCAGACUCCCGAGCAGCAGACCCUUUUCCAUGUUAGCGAGGACUUCUGAGAACAGCCUGAUACCAUGUGAUUCCCACUUGGUGAGUUUGCUGCAAGAUCUGUCCUGGCCAGCUGCGCAUGGUUGUGCUUUUGUGUAUUUUGAGAGCAGUCCUGGAACAGCCUGCCACUGUGCGUGUGUUUGAGUGUGUAUAUUUGCAUGGGCAGUGGGAACGGAUAGGAUUUCUUCUGGGAUAUGCCCAGAGUCCAGCACUGUGGGGUCCUGUGCCUGUGUUGGAAGCAAGAGCGUCUUGGAGACUGUCUGACAUCAUGAGAUUUAGUAAAUGCUCUGCUAAGCGUUUUGCUUUGCUGGGGUCUUUGAAAAUCCUGCCUGCUUUCUCAUCUGCCAGCUGAGAAGAUGGGAUGCUGGCUGGUUGCCUGGCCAGGAGAUGUUUGCAAAGAAACUGGGAUAUGGGAGAAUGAGCGAAGUGGUGAACCAGGAAGACAGUUCUCAACACUAAGCCGGUGUGAUGGACAGGUUAUAUGAGUGGAGGGAGCAAAAAGAUUAAUGGUGCUGGACAGGCUUAUGCCAUGGAGGGACCUGAACAUAUGGCAGGAGAUGCUUUACUGAUUCAUCUGGUUGGCAGCGCAUACACUCCUGCUUGUCUUGGUGCAAAAGGUGUCUCGGUAGCAGACAUUUCUGAGUCAGUUGUGCUUGGAAUUUGUGAGUGGCAGGAGGCUUUGCUUGGCCUUUAUAGGUAAAGAAUAUUAUAAUAUAUAUAUUAUUAUAACAUAAAAUAAUAUAAGUAGUGCCCAUUAUAUGUAGUGGCUAAAGGUUGAAAAGGAGCCUGCUACCUUCAAAGUGCCCUGAUGCUAUGCGAUGCCUGAUCUGUGCAGGAAUGACUGCCUUGUGCGGUGCAUGUGAAUGGAGGAACAGUACACCCGUCUACCAAAGUGCAUGUCGGCCGUGAGGCCGCACUCACCAGAGCAUGAAACCGGGGCCAAAACAAGAUGACUUGGAUAACUGGCGGCAAUUGUGCUUGCCUCCAGAGCUGUAAUAACCAGUCGACUGGCACACAUCUCCGCGUGGCAUGUGUCUGGGUCGGAAGACUCUUUGCUCAGGUGGUUGCCCUUUACUGACACAAGUCUGGUUGUGUACUAGUGAAACGUUUUGAUCCAAAGCAAGUUGGGUUAGGGGCAAGAAAAUCUUUGAUGAUGUUUCUCCUUUCCAACACACAGGUAUUUUCUCAGUGUAGAUCCUCUAUAAGAAGGUGGCUAAGUAUCUAUUUAUAGCCUGACCAGCUCCGGUAGCAGCUCGUUGGUCCCUUAGCACAUUUCUUUCCUCUCUGUAUAGUUUCCUGAUCCCUGGCAUGAUCCCAUCAGUGUUUCGUGUGCACAGACAUCGAUGCCUACCGAAGGUCUUGCCCCACACAUCAGUCGACUGUGGUUAAGUUACUCUUGUUUCAGUGAACACAGUAAAAGUCCCUUUGUGGAUGUGGUGAGUUUUGUUUCAAAUGAGUUUCUUCUGGCUUCACUGAAAGGCGUCCGUGUUCGAACUGUGACGGGCUGGUGUUACAAAGCACACGGGCACCAGCCAAGAGUUUGCAACCAGCUUUGAUUGCAUCUGUUUGCCAGCUACGCCGACAGCUGCACGAGAGCGAGCGAGCUUGGGUUUCUGUUCAACUCCUGUUGCCUCGUGGUGUGUGUUGUACUAAUUGUGUGGGGAGGGGGCAUGUGGACUGACCAUUUGCUGGCCCCCAAGGUUCUCUGCAGCACCCUGAGUGGGGUUUUUUUUUUUUUCUUUUCUCUUUUUCAGCCUGUUGCUGAGCUUUGUGGGGCUGGGAUUAUGCUGUUAGUAACGGCAGAGUCAGAUGAUGUAAAGAUAGGUUGGCAGCAUCUCCAUGAGCUUUGGUGGUUGCAUCUUUGUCAGGCCAGGGAUUAGCUCACUUGUAGGCUGUGGUGAAGGGCACAGCCAGGAUCCCAUGAAACUGGCCCAGACAGGUCUAGCCACCAAAAGCAAUUUACCAUAACUCUCCAAUCCCCUUGUUCUUAAUUUCCCUCCUCUAGCAAAUUCUCUCCAGAAAGUCGAUGUUUAUGCCCUGCGGGUUGGUCCCUCCUGGAUUUCUGCCAAGGGUGAGGCAGACUUGGCCCCCAACGUAUGCAGCAGCUGCAUCAUGCUGGCUAGCGCUCUGGGUUACAAGGGUCACACUUAUUUCUGAACACACAUUUUUCUGAAAACAGGUUUAAGGUAUGCAUUGGUGCCCUCUGCUAGAAGGAGGAAGGGAGCUACCACAGCAAAGCCACAGGUGGGUUCUCACUAGGAACCGAGGUGAGAACGCCUCCUAUCCUUAGCUUUGAAACCAGAGGUGGCUCCAAAGGCAAGAUCUCCACUUUGGUGAGGGUACUGUUUUGUUGGUAUGCACACAGGGCUUGCCGGUACAUGCUCUUGCUCUAGGUUGCCUUGUAUUGCCACCGCCCUGAGUGCAAAGAGAUCUGAAGCGUUGUCACUGAAGGAGGCAGGGGUUGAUGUUUCCUCGGUGCUUAGGUUGACAGCUGCUGUGGGUGCUAAGGCAGUGGCUCAUGUACUGGCGUGUGAAGAGCUCUGCAGGACAUGGGGGGGUCAGGAGAGGAGUCCGAGCGUAACAGUACGUAUGAAAGCCAGCGUCAAUGACACGGCCGUGUUGCGGGACCUGGGCUGCUGCUUCUCCGGAAAGGUAUUAGAGCUGGAAACGCAGAUAGUUCUGUAUAUCUCCUUUUAACACAAUAGCAUGUGGCUCUACACUCAGACGUUGUACCUGGCACACCGGUAUUUGUUUCCUGUGUCUCUGACUUGGUCCGACAAAGGUUUUAGGCCUGGAGACAGGACUCUCACUCCUUUGGUACUGCCUGCCUGGAAAUGCGACUGGGUCCCAAGGCUAAAUCUCUCUCCGUAUCUUCUUUGCAUUCUUUAGGAAAGCAGCUCUAGAAUGUUUACACACUGCAAACCGAAUGUACAACUCCGACCAAGGAACCAAAAUCGGGUUCAACUGCAUGGCAAAUUUCUUGGCCAUAAAGUCUGGCAUGCAUCACAGAGGCCCUGUCUGUGUACAGAUCCACCUGGCAUUUGUCAUAAUCUCAGAUCAUGUCUUAAAAAAAUAUAUGAUGAUGCCAUUUUUUGUUCAUACCGGACACAGCUGUCAUUAGAUUUGUUAUUAAAAGGGGAUUCUUGAUCAUGCCAUUAAAAGCCUGUCUACCUUUU